CCCAAGUCUUCAGUGUCUUCUUUAUCCUCAUAGGUUCCGGUGUCGUGACACACAGUCAUCUCGAGGCAGUCUCAGGUUGUGAUUGAUGGCAACGCGUGCUUCCAGACUUAGCCUCCUCAAUCGACGAAAACAGAAAACAAAAAAACUAAAGAUCUAUGAAAGAUCUAUUUUUAUGCCUACAAAGCCGGAUUCGAUCGUCGACAAUGACAACUUGUUCCUCCAUUAAUUUGAAAUUGCCUACUUCUUAUAUCUUUGACAAACCUGCUGCUAUAAUACGCUUAGUAGAUCUAUACGUUCUGAUAAUAAUCAUAUACUAGAGGAUCGAUGAUUGCUCUUACGGCUUGACAUUCAUUUCACAAGUAACUUCCAUUUCAAACUAACUGGCCAUUCAUGCAGAUCUCCAGUGUCCUCGUCGCAGCAGCUUUCUGCCGUUAUGUACAUGCUACGUGCCAGUCCUACUGGGACGGUGCUGCCCCAUGGUGCGAAGGUUCUUGUCCGGCAACACAUGUAGCAAAACAAACCAGCGACUGUGGCGAUGGAUCAUGCUGCUGGAGCGGUCACAAAGUCUGGUGUGAGUGCAAGAGUUCAGAUUCUUUCUGCCAGAACUUCUGGUCUGGAACCGCGCCGUUUUGUAAUGGUGAAUGCCCUGUGGGAUUUACGGCAGCUGGGACAAGUAAGACUGGCAAUGGCGGCGUGUGUGUUACUGGUUCCAAGGUCCUCUGUGUUAGACCUGACUGCCGUCCCGCUUGCGUUCCAGGACAAAUCAGUUUUGAUUGCUUUUUGGGAGUUUUUGGGAUCUGCGAUAACGGAUGCCAGAAGUACACUUGUGGGGCUUGUCUGUCUGGCGGAGGAGGUCCAUCUACGCCGCCACCAGAUGUGCCCCAGUGGCCAAAUUUCAGCGCCGCGCAAACCCGCGCAUUUCUUAACUCUCGAUUUCUCGAUGUUCAACACGGCCUUAACUUAGAAAGUCUCUCAGAGCAAGAGCUGCAAGACUUAAUCAAGCAGCACUGGAACGACAAGAGUUUCCACUCCAUACGCAACAAUGGCACAGUGAAUUUCCCGUUGCCGAUCUCAGACAUACCUAGAGGAGACACUCCCCCAAUGGGAGAGAUUGAAGGGUUUGGGUUUUGCAACUGAACAUAGACAGUGUGGGACUACCCGAAUGCUCUAGGGGAGAAUGCUGCUCUAGCAUUCCUUACAGGACCCAAUUUUGUUAUUUAGUGGUCAAUAUGUGUUUAAAGAAGAGUGACA
Aaosphaeria arxii CBS 175.79 is the source of this 1251-nucleotide messenger RNA. RefSeq lists its product as uncharacterized. Bases 391 to 1137 code for a protein of 248 amino acids. NCBI's taxonomy places the organism in Eukaryota, Fungi, Ascomycota, Dothideomycetes, Pleosporales. The transcript is spliced from 3 exons. The record is from RefSeq and is a predicted model, not a curated record.